Molecule: messenger RNA, 1599 nt
Organism: Metarhizium brunneum ARSEF 3297
Lineage: Eukaryota; Fungi; Ascomycota; Sordariomycetes; Hypocreales; Clavicipitaceae
Molecular function (GO): FAD binding
Source: RefSeq, a predicted model, not a curated record
AUGCGCGUCUUGUGGCUAGCUACGGCACUUUACACGCUCACAGAGGCAGCGGCUCUGACACCCGAGACCAAAGCAGUUUGCUCGGGGCUGCAUGCCAAAUUCCCAGGGCAGCUGGUUUGGGACCCAAUCGGACCGCAGGCCACCGACACAAUCUCCCAUGCUUCAACCUACAACACAGCCCUGUUCGACUAUUGGAACGCCGCGAGUUCCAACAACAGAGCCGGCUGCGCAUUCUUCCCAUCCAACGCUGACCAAGUCUCUGUCGCAGUAAAGCUCCUCAACGCAUACCCCACGGUCCGGUUCGCGCUCAAAGGCGGCGGGCAUAACCCCAACCUAGGCCACUCCAGCGUGGACCAAGGGGUUCUGAUUGCCUUUAGACCAAAUUCGCAAUACGCCAUCCCCUCUGCCGAUGGAGAGACCGUCGAGGUCGGCGCCGGGUGCAAGUGGGAAGAUGUGUACUCGGCUCUUGAACCGCUGGGCAAAACCGCCGUGGGCGGCCGUUUGGGAGACGUCGGCGUUGCCGGCUUCCUGCUCGGCGGCGGGCUCUCCUACCUGUCCGCGCAAUAUGGCUUCGCGUGCGACAACGUCGUGAGCUUCGAGUGCGUCCUCGCAAACGGCACCAUUGCGACUGCCAGCUCAACCUCACACCCCGAACUCUUCUUUGCCCUGCGAGGCGGGGGCAACCAGUACGCCAUCGUGGCCAAGUUCGUCUUGAAGACGUACGGCAUUGGCCAGAACGGCACCAUCUGGGGCGGCGUCCGUACAUACACGGCAGACAAGCGGAAGGAGGUUCUGUCCGCCGUGGCAAACUUCACCGCCAACAAUGCCGACAGCAAGGCCGCCAUUAUCCCAACAUUCAACUUCUUUUCGACGCUCGGAGUCAACGUCCCCGGGAGUCUGGUCUUCUUCUUCUACGACGGACUAGAGCCGCGCCGUGGCGUGUUUGACGAGUUUGACGCCAUCGCGAGCUUUUCGGAUAGCACCAAGCGCCGGUCCUACACUGACCUAACCAAAGAGGUGUUGGCCGGGGACAUGAAGGGCCUGCGAUUCCAAAUUAGAGAAAACACGUUCCCCAACAUGCCGGCAGGGGACAUGAACUCUUUUCUAAACAGUCACUAUAAUCUUCUUGUCAAGAAGUCUACCGAGGCGGCGCUCGGGGAUGUGCUAGACUUUAAACUCUUCUCAUUUGCGGUCCAGCCAAUGCCUCGUGGAAUCGCGCGAGCUUCCUUGGAGAAUGGGGGUCCCAACGCACUGGGGCUUGUGCCGGAACACGGGGACCGGGUGUGGAUGGAGUACGACAUUGCGUGGUUGAACCCGUUGUGUGACGACAAGUGCCCCGGCUUCUUUGAAAAGCUGGUCCAGUCCCAGCAUGACCUCCACAGGGAAAAGUAUUCCGGAAUCUACCCGACGAAUUACGAGUCUGGCGACCUGGAGUGGCUGAGCUAUAAUCCGAUAUUCAUGAACGAUGCCAUGCAAGGACAGGACGUGUUGCAAAGCUACGGAAACGAGACAUACUCGAGACUCUUGAGUAUCCAUAAGGCGUAUGAUCCUCGUGGCUUUUUCUCCGACAGACAGGGAGGCUUCAAAUUCACUACAUGA